Messenger RNA from Leguminivora glycinivorella, 3023 nucleotides. It is a transcript of the gene Mer, whose product is annotated as merlin. Gene Ontology annotation, cellular component: plasma membrane; filopodium; adherens junction. The transcript has 13 exons. Gene Ontology annotation, molecular function: actin binding; cell adhesion molecule binding. NCBI's taxonomy places the organism in Eukaryota, Metazoa, Arthropoda, Insecta, Lepidoptera, Tortricidae. Bases 226 to 2052 code for a protein of 608 amino acids. The record is from RefSeq and is a predicted model, not a curated record. Gene Ontology annotation, biological process: positive regulation of protein localization to early endosome; regulation of gliogenesis; regulation of cell shape.
UUUUUCUUUCGUACAUCGUAUGUACUCCCUGUUUCAUUGCGUUUUUCUUGUUUGUAAAUAAUAACCGCUGGAAAUAGUACGUAAUGUGAAAUUACACGCAUUCCUCAGUCGAGUGCUCGUUACGUAAAAGGUAACCAUUGCCGUGCAAUUAGUUAAUUCGCCGUAGAACUCCUAACCUAUUGGUUGAUGUUUUGUUAAGGAGUAAAUGAACUAUGUGAGGUAAAAAUGCCGCCUUUUAGAAGAAAGAAGGCGUCCAAAUCCUUUCCAGUGAAGGUGUGUACAUUGGAUGCCGAAUUGGAAUUCAACCUUGAGUGGCGAGCAACAGGAAGAGAUCUGUUUGACCUAGUCUGCAGAACUAUAGGGCUGCGGGAAACAUGGUUCUUUGGACUACAGUUCGAGGACACAAAACAUUUUAUAAGCUGGCUCAAAUUAGACAAAAGAGUACAAGACCAAUGUGUCUCUCAAAUGCCGGGCACACCAUUCAUGCUCCUCUGCAAGCUAUACCCAGAAGAUGUGGCAGAAGAACUUAUACAGGAGGUCACACAGCAUCUACUGUUCUUGCAAGUCAAGCAGGCUAUCUUGAGCAUGGAUAUAUACUGCCCGCCGGAGGCUUCGGUGUUACUUGCGAGUUAUGCUGUGCAGGCUAAGUAUGGAGACUACGACGAGACAGCGUAUAAGCCCGGCAUGCUUGCCAGCGAGGAUCUUCUACCACAGCGGGUCAUUGACCAGUACCAGAUGACUCCAGAGAUGUGGGAGGACAGGAUUAAAAUAUGGUAUGCGGACCACAAAGGAAUGUCUCGGGACGAAGCCGAAAUGGAGUACCUGAAGAUUGCACAAGACUUGGACAUGUACGGUGUCAACUAUUUCUCUAUCAAUAACAAAAAAGACACAGACCUGUACCUCGGCGUAACAGCACUAGGGCUCAACAUAUAUGAGAAGGACAACAAGCUAAUGCCAAAGACGACGUUCCCUUGGUCGGAGAUCAAACACAUAUCGUUCGACGACAAGAAGUUCAUCAUCAAGUUUGUCGACAAGGCGGCGAAUAACUUCAUCUUCUUCUCGCCUAAGGGAAUGAAUAAAUUGACGCUAGACUUAUGUAUCGGUAACCACGAUUUAUAUAUGCGUCGUCGAAAGCCGGACACUAUGGAGGUGCAGCAGAUGAAAGCUCAAGCCAAAGAAGAAAAACAGCGUCGUCAAAUCGAGCGGAAUAAGCUGGCGCGAGAGAAGCAACUGCGAGAGGCCGCCGAAAGAGAACGGGCUGCCAUGGAGCAGAGACUAUUACAAUACCAGGAGGAGAUCCGGUUAGCCAAUGAGGCACUGCGCCGUUCGGAAGAAACAGCCGAGCUAUUAGCAGAAAAAGGACGGGUAGCUGAAGAAGAAGCGUCCCUUUUAGCACAGAAAGCCGCAGACGCUGAACGCGAUAACGCUCGUCUUAGGCUGUCUGCUAUACGCACGGAAGAAGAAAAGGUCCACCUAGAACGCAAGACCCGCGAAGCAGAAUUCCUCACAGCGCGCCUAGUCGAAGAGUCAGAAAAACGCGCCGCCGAAGCAGACAGGCUAAAAGCAGAGUUGGUCGCCGCUAGAGUAGCAGAGAAGCAGGCUAAGGAUAAACUGUUGAACUUCUUAAGCAGAGCGGGCGCUGGGUCGCUACCACCGCCUUCUGUUAAUUCAUCGAGUACCGUCCCCUCGAGCCUGUUCCCCUCCACGUGUUCUCUGCCCGCCGAGUUGGGCGAGCCGCCUGUGAACGGGUCUGCGGAGCCCGAGCUUAAUUCUUGCCUUCUCGUUCCGGACGACUCCGACCCGCACAUACACCGCCUGUCGCAGGAAAUUGAGAAGGAACGAGUGGAGUACCUAGCAAAGUCAAAGCACCUCCAGCAACAGCUAGAAUCACUGCGUUGCGAAUUCUCCGUGCUUAGGGUAGAGCGCAGCGCUGCCACACUCGACAGACUGCACGAAGCGCAAGCAAAAGCGGGCGAUACCAAAUACUCCACGCUCCGAAGGCUUAGGCAAGGCUCGACCAACACUCGCCUAGCAUUCUACGAAGAGCUCUAAACAUCUACACUUGUACCAAAGUGGCUGUAAUACGGUAACAAUGACAUGGAAUCUGUUUGAUGGGUUUACAGACCAGAAAUGGCGACAUUACUUUUAUAUUACGCCGUUAGAUGGCGUUGACUAUUCGUUGCCAAGUUCAGAUCGCGUCAGUUUUUUGUGACGUCAAGAGAUGGCGCUAGCAGAUAUUAAUUCUUUGUUACGCCAACAGAUGACGCUGUGAGUCUUUGGUAGCGUUGACAUUGCGUCGAUAGAUGGCGUUAGUGUCAGACUUGAGUUAUAUAGGACAAAUUACCAUUAUCCUAUAAAAUGUUAUUUAGGGAAGUUAAGAAGGGGAGAUAAUUAAAGUAGUCUGAUUCAUACACAGAAUUUUGUAGACGUCCUUUGGCUGCGGUUACUGCUUAUGAUUAGGCGGGCUAUGAGCUUAUUUGUCAUUGACGUAGAAUAAUAAAUCUGUGUAUGACGCAAAUUACAGGUUUUUUUUAUUAGUGAUUUAGAUACUUUGUAAUAAAAUUAACAAUGUGCCUUAGAUAAUUUAACGCUGUGUGCGUAAUUGUACAAUAUUGGCCAAAAUCUCGCACACACGUAUAUAUGACAAUACAUUUAUAUAUAAUCAAACUAUUGUUGAUCUCCUAUAUAAUCGACAAUGUUGCCAAAUUAUUGACAUAAAUUGUCAAAAAUAUUUUUGUGCACAAAAUAUUUUUUAUUUGCGAUUGUAUAAUAACGUUCAUACGCUUUUUAUAAUCAAUUUAACAUAAUAAUUGUAAGUAUCAAUCGAGAUCUGGAUAGUUAUUUUCCAUUUUUAUAUAUAGACAUUUAAGUUUUUAAAUUACACGACCGGCGUGGAAAGAUGACUUGCUAUAUAGGCACUAGCCCCACGAGAAGCGAUUAAGCGAUGAACUCACAGAACUAAAUCAAGAUAGAAGGAAAAAGUGUAUACACUUCGCGUGCGGAAAAGUUAAAUAGCGAGCAAC